Molecule: messenger RNA, 2353 nt
Organism: Aphidius gifuensis
Lineage: Eukaryota; Metazoa; Arthropoda; Insecta; Hymenoptera; Braconidae
Product: laccase-like
Exons: 10
Coding region: 58-2178 (706 amino acids)
Biological process (GO): iron ion transport
Cellular component (GO): plasma membrane
Molecular function (GO): oxidoreductase activity; copper ion binding
Source: RefSeq, a predicted model, not a curated record
UUUUUAGUUAGUUGAAAAAUCUAUUCUUGAGUUAUUAGCAAAUAGAAUUUGUUUAUUAUGAUUACUAAUAAAUUAAUAAUUAGUUUUUUACUAUUUAGUUUAACUGAGAUAGCUUUGUCCUUCAAACAAUCAUCAUUUAAUCCUAAAAAAUUUAAAGUAGGAACAUUUAAAUCAUACAGCAGAAGCGGAGGACUUUGGAAAACGAAUAAUUUUUACAAAGAAAUUGAAGCUGAAAUUAAUUCACGAUUGAGCAAUGAAGAAGAUGGAUAUACUGAUAUGCCUGAGGAGAUUGAAGUUGGUCAGAAAGUACGUGGCUGGGGAAUAGUUGCAGGUCCAGAAGAGUGUGCUCGUGAAUGUGUUGCUGGAGCACGACCAAGGAUAUGUUAUUACGAUUGGACUGUUCAGUACUAUAAUACAAAUAACGGAGCAUGUGAUUUAUGUGUACCAAAAACAAACUCAUCAAUUACAAGUGAUUGUCAAUGUAUUUAUGGUGAUGGUUAUAAUGUUUCUGGAAUGUUAACAGUCAAUAGAAUGUUUCCAGGACCAUCAAUACAAGUUUGCCUUGGUGAUUUAGUUGUCGUUAAUCUUAAAAAUAUGGCUGAUGGUCAAGACAUGACGAUUCAUUGGCAUGGUAUUUAUCAAAUGAAUUAUCAACAUUAUGAUGGUGUACCAUUUGUAACACAAUGUCCAAUUCAAAGUGGUACAUCAUUUAGAUAUAUAUGGAGAGCACAAAAUAUUGGUACUCACUGGUGGCAUUCACAUGCUGGUCUUCAACAAGCUAAAUUGCUUGAAGGUGCUAUUGUUAUACGACAACCUAAAGAAGCCGAUUAUAAUCAUAAAUUGUAUGACUGUGAUAAUUUUGAUAAUAUUAUUUUUUUAAACGAUUGGAUGCAUUCACUUGCCGAUGAGCAUUUUCCAGGUACAACUGGUGGAUCUCGUAUUGGCCAAAGGCCAGACAAUAUACUCAUUGAUGGACAAGGACAAUGGCUUAAUCCAGCCACUGGCCAAUUUACAAAUACACCACUUGCUGUUAUUAAUGUUGAGCCAGGAGUUAGAUAUCGUUUCCGUUUGAUUAAUACAAUUAGUUGGGAUUGCCCACUACAAUUUUCAAUUCAAAGUCAUAAUUUAACAAUUAUUGCAUCAGAUGGAGAAAAUGUUAAACCUGUAGUUGUCAAUACAAUAACUUCUUUUGCAGCUGAGCGUUAUGAUUUUAUUCUCAAUGCUGAUCAAAAACCUGGUAAUUAUUGGGUUGAAGUACGAUUAAUUGGCUUUUGUUUUGACCAAGAAAUAAUACAAUUUGGUAUACUUCGGUACAGUGGUUCACAAUUGACAGAGCCAAAACUGGCACGACCAACUUAUAAUAAUCCGAUUGCUACUGGAAUUACAUUUAAUAAUAUCGGUGAAGUUUGUGAUGGAAGCAAUCCUAAAGAAAUUUGUGUUAAAAAUUUAGAAUCAGCUGAUCCGGUUGAUCCACGAAUUCUCGCUGAGAAAACAGAUGUACAAUUUUUCUUGCCAUUUACAUUUCAUGAUUACACUAAAGAUGAACUUUUUGAACCUGGUACUUACCAACAUUAUAUGGUGCCAAAUGGAUCACCAACGGGGGUAGUUCCAUUAAUUAAUGGAAUAACAAAUCGUCUUGCAACAUCACCUUUAUUGACACAAGUUGAAAAUAUACCUCCAUCAGAAAUUUGUGAUGGAACCAAAAAGCCACAGCAUUGUGAAAAUAAAACAGUUUGUGAAUGUACACAUGUUCUUCAAAUAGCUUUAAACUCAUCAGUCGAAUUUGUCAUAUAUGAUAAUGAUCGAACAGCGAAUUUAUCACAUCCUUUUCAUUUGCAUGGAUAUGGUUUUCAUGUAAUGGCUCAAGGCUCACAGGACAAAGUAAAAUUAACACCAAAAAAUAUACAUAAAGCAUUGCAACUUGAUCGACAAAAAUACAAACUCAAUUCAUACAGCAGACCACCAGUAAAAGAUAGUUUAGCAGUUCCACCAAAUGGAUAUACAAUUAUUAGAUUUAUUGCUGAUAAUCCAGGAUAUUGGUUCUACCAUUGUCACAUACUACCACAUUUGAUGGUUGGAAUGUCUCUGGUUGUUCACGUUGGUGGGCCGAGUGAUGUUCCACCUACACCACCUGGUUUUCCAACAUGUGGAAACUUUCAGCCACGAAUUCCAAAAUAAUUUAAUUUUCAAAAAUACCAUAAUUAUUGUUAUUAUUAUCAAUUAUUUAUCAUUAUUAUUUAUAUUUUGUAUUUUAGUUUAUUCCACUUUGAUCAGAAUAUUGAUUCAAAUACGCUCAAACAUCUUAGAAAAAAACUAAUACAAAUGAUCAUUAUUAUCUAGAUUUUUUUAAUUG